CCAAUAUGGCAGACAAAAUUUCAGCUAAAGUCAAGGAAGGCCUUGUGUUUUCUUGAGGAUUUAUUUUCAAGUCCUCAAUAUGCCUCCAAUAGAACUUCCAAGAUUAACAGGGUCACUAAGGGCAUUCUCAGGGCUUUCCUCGCCGUUUUCACGGCUUCCAGAGAGUGAUGAUAUCUUGAAAAGAAAGAGGCAAUCGAGAUCGAGGAAGCAACUUGAAAAAACUUUGUCUUGGUCUGAAUUAAAAGGUUUGAUUUUAGAUGCAACGAGCCUCGAUAGGAAUGCUUCACAAGAGGCGAAGACUCUCGUGAAGGAACUUGUGCUUACAUCUGCAGAAAUUGCUGGCAAAGAUUCAUCUGUAGAGGUUGUGGAAAGUGCAUCAGUAUUAAUUUUUACAAUAUUUAAAGAUGUGAAUCACAUUGGAAAGGAUGAAAGUGCAAAACUGAAGAGUCUCUUUGGAGCAUUUCCAGCCUCGGCAGCAACUAAAGCUUGUCACAUUGUGCAGAACAUCAUUUUACUUCUUCCUGAAGAUUGUCUAGCAGUAAUUAACAAGAGAUGUGAGGAAAAACAUGAGGAACCUUUAAAAGAGUUUGGAAGUGAUAUUGAGUUUGCACCUUUUAUGAGCAAGGUCGUUUCACCAGAUGAUGAGCUGUUUUCAGAAUCUGAGGAUGAAACUGUUCAAAAUCAGACAAAUUUUUGGAAUUCAAAAGAAGGAGAAAAUCCUUCAAAUAUGGCACUAAGUGAAGAAGUGAAUGGCAACAGUGACAUUAAUGGUUCAUGGCUACGUAAUCAGUGUGAACUUUAUUUUGGAAAUAAUAGCACUGGACUGUCAGUUUUGGAUCUUUGUUCAGCACUUUUUGAUAUUCUCAGUUCUGAUAGAGAUAAUGCAGCUAUUCAAAAUGACUUGUUUGAGCUUCUUGGGUUUGACCGCUUUGAAUUCAUUCAAACACUCUUAGCUGACAGAUACAAGAUAGUUGUAGCCACCUCUGAAAGUACCUCUGACUUGAGUGCAGCAAAUGAGACUACUAAAGUGAAAACCUCAGCUGGUCGAAGUAAGCCAACUUAUGGAUGUCAAGUUACUGUACAGUCACAACAGGAGAAACAAUUGAUGCGGCAGGUGAGAAAGGAAGAAAGAAAGGAGGAACGUCGCCAGGCUCGCAAAGACAAACACACAGAUGAGCAGGAUAUUGAUCAUGAGACAUAUCUUAGGGAAGUUGGCUUUGAUCCAGAGUUGAUGAGAGCUCAGAGGGAAAUUGCUCUUCAAGAAGCCUCCAGUGCACCAUUGUUGUCAAAACCAAAGAGGAAUGUGCAGCCCAGCCAAGUGUAUCCAUAUGUGUUUGAUGCUUUGGCUGAAAGGCAGCGAUCUACAGCUUUUAUUUCAGACACCAAGAUUGCCCUGCCUGCUGAUGCAGAACGGAAAAACACUAAAGUUUAUGAAGAAGUUGUGAUACCUCCAAACACUCCUUUACCACCUAAAGAGGAAACUCCUAUUUUAAUUUCAUCUUUAGAUGAGAUUGGCAAAAUGGGAUUCCAAGGAGUGAAGCGCCUUAACAGGAUCCAGUCGAUUGUAUUUGAUGCAGCAUACAACACGAAUGAGAACCUGUUGAUAAGUGCUCCAACAGGUGCAGGAAAAACAAACAUAGCUAUGCUAACAAUUUUGAGGGAAAUUAAACAGAACAUUGAGGCAGGAGUCAUCAAAAAAGACAAGUUCAAGAUCAUUUACGUGGCUCCAAUGAAGGCUCUCGCGGCUGAAAUGGUUCAAAACUUUGGAAAGCGGUUGGCCUGCUUAGGAAUCACAGUCCGUGAACUUACAGGGGAUAUGCAACUUACAAAAUCUGAAAUCCUCAAGACGCAAAUGCUGAUCACAACGCCAGAAAAGUGGGACGUGGUGACUCGUAAGAGCACUGGGGACGUGGCUCUUUCUCAGCAAGUAAAGCUGCUGAUCAUUGAUGAAGUCCAUCUUCUGCACGAUGACAGAGGCUCAGUUAUUGAAUGCUUAGUAGCCAGAACUCUUCGUCAAGUUGAGUCGUCACAGAGCAUGAUCCGUAUCGUUGGUUUAUCAGCAACACUUCCUAAUUACAUUGAUGUGGCCCACUUCUUGCGGGUCAACCCUUACGAGGGUCUGUUUUUCUUUGACGGACGCUUUCGUCCAGUCCCACUCGGGCAAACGUUUAUUGGGAUUAAAGCAACGGGCUAUGUUAAACAGCAACACGACAUGGACACAGUUUGCUACGAAAAAGUGCUGGAAAAUGUUGACAAAGGACACCAGGUUAUGGUCUUCGUGCAUGCGCGGAAUGCUACCGUCAAGACAGCGCUGACAUUACGAGAGAUGGCAGCCAAUCAGGGAGAUUCUGCUUUGUUCCGUGCUCCACAAGGGCCUGAAUACGGACAAGCUGAAAAACAGGUGAUGAAAUCGCGUAACAAGCAGCUGCGAGAGCUGUUUCCAGACGGGUUUAGUAUCCAUCAUGCUGGAAUGUUGAGACAGGACCGCACUAUGGUGGAACAGCUGUUUGCUCGUGGUUUGAUUCGUGUUCUCGUUUGUACGGCUACCUUAGCCUGGGGAGUAAACCUACCAGCUCAUGCUGUAAUUAUUAAGGGCACGCAAGUAUAUGACGCAAAGAAAGGCUCGUUUGUUGAUAUCGGCAUACUGGAUGUGCUGCAGAUAUUUGGGCGGGCAGGUCGUCCGCAAUUUGAUAAUCAAGGCGAGGGAAUCAUCAUCACAGCACACGAUAAACUCAGUCAUUAUCUUUCACUUCUAACAAGACAGUCACCGAUUGAGAGUCAAUUCAUUUCGAGCCUGACUGAUAGUUUAAAUGCUGAGAUUGCUCUCGGUACAGUAGGCACAGUGGAUGAAGCUGUUGAAUGGCUGAGCUACACGUAUCUUUACAUUCGAAUGCGCAUCAAUCCACUGGUUUAUGGCAUCGCGUAUGGAACCAAAGAGGAUGACCCACUCCUGCACGAACAUCGCAGAGAGCUGAUUGUAAAUGCAGCGCGUCAUUUAGACAAAGCAAAGAUGAUAAGGUUUGAUCCGCGCACGAGAUAUCUGAACUCGACGGACCUUGGAAGAACUGCCAGUCAUUUCUACAUCAAGUACGACACAAUAGAGGUAUUCAAUGAGAUGUUCAAGGCGCACAUGCCUGAACCCGAUGUGCUUUCCAUGAUGUCUCACUCACAAGAAUUCGAACAAGUCAAGGUCCGUGAGGAUGAGAUAUCAGAACUGGAAUUUCAUUUGACUGAGCACUGUCCAUUGCCUGUAAAGGGAGGAGUGGAAAAUAAUUACGGCAAGAUAAACAUCCUGUUGCAGACUUUUAUCUCCAAAGGAUUUGUUGAUACCUUCUCACUUGUCUCUGAUCUCGCUUAUGUUGCACAGAAUGCUGCGCGACUAAUGCGAGGUCUGUUUGAAAUCGCUCUUAACCGAGGAUGGCCUACCAUGGCUUACAGAUUGUUAGGCCUUUGCAAAAUGCUUGACAAACGGCAGUGGGUAUUUGAAAAUCCUUUGCGUCAGUUCACUAUUUUGAAACACGAAACACUGUUCAAACUGGAGGAGAGAAAGGCGACUGUGGAUCGACUCAGAGAUAUGACUGCUGAUGAAAUUG
Molecule: messenger RNA, 3593 nt
Organism: Pocillopora verrucosa
Lineage: Eukaryota; Metazoa; Cnidaria; Anthozoa; Scleractinia; Pocilloporidae
Source: RefSeq, a predicted model, not a curated record